Molecule: messenger RNA, 696 nt
Organism: Penicillium cataractarum
Lineage: Eukaryota; Fungi; Ascomycota; Eurotiomycetes; Eurotiales; Aspergillaceae
Product: glutathione S-transferase family protein
Exons: 5
Coding region: 1-696 (231 amino acids)
Source: RefSeq, a predicted model, not a curated record
AUGGGUACCAAGCCUGACAUCACUCUUUACACUGCGUCAACGCCAAAUGGGAUCAAGGUUCCGAUCCUGCUUGAGGAGCUUGGGCUUGAGUACAAGAAAGAGACCUGGUUCCUGGAGAUCAAUCCCAAUGGCCGGAUCCUUGCAUUCACGGAUACCUGGGCAGAUGGGAAGAGAAUAUGUGUCUUUGAAAGUGGAGCCAUCCUUGAAUACAUUGUUGAUUGUUACGACAAAAACUAUAGAGUCUCGUACCCAAAGGACUCCCGUGAGCACUGGGAGGUAAAAAGCUGGCUCAUGUGGCAGAUUGGUGGCUUAGGGCCCAUGCAAGGACAGCUAGAGCAUUUUAGGAGAUACGCAGCGGAGAAGAUCGAGUACAGUAUUAGCCGCUACGACAAUGAGACCCGUCGUCUCUAUCGCACCAUGGAAACCCAACUGGCUAAGUCUCGUAAUGGUUUCCUCGUCGGCGACCGCGUUACUAUUGCCGACAUAGCUUGCUGGGGCUGGGUUUCCUCUCACACUUCGGACGGGGUCUCUCUCGAUGAUUUCUCUCAGCUGGAAAAGUGGCUGUAUAAGCUCUUGAAACGCCCAGGCUUCGAGAGAAAGGCCGUCACGUCACGAAGCGCCGCACAGCGUUUGACUAGUGAAACAAAUUCAAGCGAUGAAGACCUAGAGAUACAGGUGGUGGCACCUUGGACCUGA